CCGCCUUCGGCUCCCAGGACAGCCUCCUCGCUGGCGAAAGGCUGGGGGUGGGGGCCCCCUGCCGGCUGCCGCGCGCGCGCGCGCGCACGCCGGGCUGGUACGCGCCGUGUACGCGCCCGUGCGCGCCCCGAGGCUCGAGCCCAGCGCUCGCAGCCGCCUUCGCUGCCACAGUCAGCUACACGGGGCCGCCGUCGCCGCCUCCCCCAGGCCGGGGGCUCUGUCCGCGGGGCCGGCACCACUCGCCCCGAGCCAGGAGGACGAGCUCGAGGAGGAUGUCUGGGCUCGUCCCGCGCGGCCCCGGGUGAGGCCCACCCGCGCUCCCACCGGCGCCAUGGGAAGGAGCGGGCGCCGCUGCUUUUGCUCCCCACCGGCGCGCGCACGACUUGAGCCCCGCCGCGAGCAGCCCCCGGCCGCAGGUCCCCGAGUGACGCUGGCGGCGCCUGGGAGCGUGGCGCGGGCCCGGGGCCACGUAGAGGAACCCAGUGUCCAGUGAAGCAGCCGAGGACCCGCCCGCCCCGCCGCCGCCAUGGUUAUGUCCCAGGGCACCUACACGUUCCUCACGUGCUUCGCCGGUUUCUGGCUCAUCUGGGGUCUCAUCGUCCUACUCUGCUGCUUCUGCAGCUUCCUGCGCCGCCGCCUCAAACGGCGCCAGGAGGAACGACUACGUGAGCAGAACCUCCGCGCCCUCGAGCUGGAGCCCCUCGAGCUCGAGGGCAGCCUGGCCGGAAGCCCCCCAGGCCUAGCGCCGCCACCACCACCGCAGCGCGGCCGCCUCGAGGCGCCGGCGCACGCGCAUCAGCACGUGCACGUCCACCCACUGCUGCACCACGGGCCGGCGCAGCCACACGCACACCCGCACGCACACCACCACGCGCUUCCUCAUCCGCCGCCCCCGCACCUUUCAGUGCCGCCGCGGCCUUGGAGUUAUCCGCGUCAAGCGGAAUCGGACAUGUCCAAGCCACCGUGCUAUGAAGAGGCGGUGCUGAUGGCCGAGCCGCCGCCGCCCUACAGUGAGGUGCUCACGGACACGCGCGGCCUCUACCGCAAGAUCGUCACACCCUUUCUGAGCCGCCGCGACAGCUCGGAGAAACAGGAGCAGCCGCCGCCCAGCUACAAGCCGCUCUUCCUGGACCGGGGCUACACGUCAGCGCUGCACCUGCCCAGCGCUCCGCGGCCUGCGGCCCCCUGCCCUGCGCUCUGUCUGCAGGCGGACCGUGGCCGCCGGGUCUUCCCCAGCUGGACCGACUCGGAACUCAGCAGCCGCGAGCCGCUGGAGCACGGAGCUUGGCGCCUGCCGGUCUCCAUCCCCUUGUUCGGGAGGACUACAGCCGUAUAGAGGGGCGUCCGGCGUUCCGGGCCUCACCCGCGAACUCGUGGCCUGACUGCGGGGCUUUUUAAACGCUUCCCUUGGACUGC
Prionailurus viverrinus (fishing cat) is the source of this 1416-nucleotide messenger RNA. It is a transcript of the gene PRR7, whose product is annotated as proline rich 7, synaptic. Bases 527 to 1336 code for a protein of 269 amino acids. Lineage: Eukaryota; Metazoa; Chordata; Mammalia; Carnivora; Felidae. The record is from RefSeq and is a predicted model, not a curated record. The transcript is spliced from 3 exons.